UCAAUCUUGCCGCGGCGGAGCGCAUGGACGACGAGACUUGGCAUGGAAUACACAACAUGGAUCGUAAUAUCCCCGCAACUUUCUUGGAACAGAUCCAUGUCGUGGAGUGUGAGUCGCAGUUUCGUGAUCAGAUUCAGCCGAACGGGGUAGACAGGAUUGUCACGAAGAUGCCUCACGAUCAGGCGCAGCGGUUCUUUGCUGCAGAUCCAUUGUUUUGCGGAAGGCCUUGGGAGCAGAAGCUGAGGGUGCAGCAGUUCAUGCCGAUUGCGGAUUGCGUGAAGAUGAUGUUGAAGGACGAAGGCGUGGCGAGUAGGCUCAUCACAAGGGGUGUGUUUUCCGAUUUCACACAACUUUCGCUGUACAAUAAAGGCCCAUAGUUCACCAGCCGCUUGCCAUCUGCAGACCACAUAUACCAAAUCGCACGACAUACAUCAAG
Molecule: messenger RNA, 436 nt
Organism: Zymoseptoria tritici IPO323
Lineage: Eukaryota; Fungi; Ascomycota; Dothideomycetes; Mycosphaerellales; Mycosphaerellaceae
Exons: 1
Coding region: 24-377 (117 amino acids)
Source: RefSeq, a predicted model, not a curated record